Molecule: messenger RNA, 5963 nt
Organism: Acinonyx jubatus (cheetah)
Lineage: Eukaryota; Metazoa; Chordata; Mammalia; Carnivora; Felidae
Gene: LRIG1
Product: leucine rich repeats and immunoglobulin like domains 1
Exons: 19
Coding region: 1408-4542 (1044 amino acids)
Molecular function (GO): protein binding
Source: RefSeq, a predicted model, not a curated record
UAAGUAUCAAAAUAUCUGAGUACAAUGUCCAGCCCAUACAGGGACCUCCGACAUGGUAACGCCCACGCCCGUGGUCAUCUUUAUAUUUCAGUCCCACCCAGUCCCCUCACCCAGCCGCCCAAUGCCUUGUGUGGAGUACAUGUUCACGAGAAGCUCAAUGAAAGCUCCAGGCCCUGAGGGACAAAAAAAGGGAUCUUCGGGUCAUUUUAAUGACCGAUAAUUAAUGGGGUGAGUGAAACAUAGUUCAUGCGUUGAGGAAAGCAGGGCUCGCUGUCAGAGAGGCAGCAGGUCUUAACUGUGGAAUCUGGCAUUUUAGACCUUGCUGCUUUUUGCCCUGAUGCCCCACAGGGCCCUUUGGGGCUUUGUCAUCCGACUUAGACGCGCAGAGGACGCAGCAUCUGCCUCAGGCUUCAGGCCUUUGAGAAUUGUGGCCGUCUUUUCUCCUGACAAAACUCACUCCAGCCUGGGCCAUCGGUGUGGUGAGGUCCCCAUGGGACUGACACCACCUGGAUUUGGAGAUCAUUCAGGGACUCCACCAGGCCUGUAGGGUUUCUAGGGCUGCACACCCCGAGACGCGGAAAUCUGCUCUCAUGGAAACUUCAGUCUGCAACCGGGGCGGGGACAGAAGCCCCUUACGUAGGUCCUCAGUGGAAAUGGAGGACUGUUUCUUUCUACAGUGUGGCUCAAGGAAGGCUUCCCUCAAGUAGAUGAGCAUCCGUGUUUGCCCCAUCCACGCUGUUUGUCUGACCCUGAGGGCCUUAGGAGAACCUUCUCCUGUUACCCCGGAGCCGGAGGCCACUGCUCCCAAAAGUUUAAACAGCCCCUUUUUGUUCUCUGUUGUCUGUGCCAGUGUCGGUCCGUAAGGAGUCUGCUUUCUUCACACCCUGACAAGGUACAGCAUUUAAGAGCUGCCUCGAUGUCUUAUUUGUGUACGUAAGAGAAAAUAAAGAGCCCUCGUUGCUUAAGCUUUACGUAAGGAAGUGUAGAAACCCUUCGUUUAGCCCAAGACGGUAUUUUUGCUCUCUGAAUAAUAAGCAUGCCUAACUCCUAGAACUAUGUGCAUUAUUCACUUGUAGCCCUCCUAAUUCAUAUCCCAUUCAAGUCCUGGCUAUUUCGGAAACCAGUAUUCUGUUCUAGACAAGAGAAAUCAGGUUAUUGUUGGCUUGUUUUUGUUUUUGUUUUCUAUGACUCAAAACUCCUAUGGGCUGUGGCCGGAUAAUAUUUUUAUCUCUGUCACCCCUGAGCUGAUAUAAUGGAAAGUUUGCAAGACGCUAAUCUAAGGAAAUGUGAGAUGUACCACCGGAGAGUUUUGUCUGUUCGUUUAUCCAAGUAUUGACCCUACGAUGUGCCAGUUGCUGUUCAGACACAGAGGAAACAGCAAAGCACACAGAGAACCUCCCUGCUCGCAUGGAACUUGCAACUUCGCAGAGGAGAAAGCCCAUAAGACACACAAACCUGAGUUACAACAGACUUUCUGAGAUUGAUCCUGCGGGCUUUGAGGACUUGCCGAAUCUACAGGAAGUGUACCUCAAUAACAAUGAGCUGACAGUGAUACCGUCCCUGGGUACUGCUUCAUCCCACGUCGUCUCUCUCUUUCUGCAACACAAUAAGAUUCGCAGCGUGGAGGGGAGUCAGCUGAAGGCUUACCUUUCCUUGGAAGUGCUGGACCUGAGCUCGAACAACAUCACGGAGAUCCGGAGCGCCUGCUUUCCGCAGGGGCUGCACAUCAGGGAGCUCAACCUGGCAAGCAAUCGCAUUGGCAGCCUGGAGUCAGGAGCAUUUGAUGGCCUGUCCCGGUCGCUGGUAAUGCUUCGCUUGAGCAAAAACAGGAUCACCCAGCUUCCUGUGAAAGCAUUCAAGUUACCCAGGCUGACGCAGCUGGACCUCAACAGGAACCGGAUCCGGCUCAUCGAGGGCCUGACGUUCCAGGGGCUCGAGAGUUUGGAGGUGCUGAAGCUGCAGCGAAACAACAUCAGCAAGCUCACUGACGGGGCCUUCUGGGGCCUGUCCAGGAUACACGUGCUGCACCUGGAGUCCAACAGCCUGGUGGAGGUGAACAGCGGCUCGCUCUACGGCCUGUCGGCCCUGCAGCAGCUCCACCUGAGCGGCAACUCCAUCGCCCGAAUCAGCCGUGACGGCUGGAGCUUCUGCCAGAGGCUGCAGGAGUUGGUUUUGUCCUUCAAUAAUCUCACCCGGCUGGACGAGGAGAGCCUGGCAGACCUGAGUAGCUUGAGCAUCCUGCGCCUCAGCCACAACUCCAUCAGCCACAUUGCAGAAGGCGCCUUCAAGGGACUCAAAAACUUGCGUGUCUUGGAUCUGGACCAUAACGAGAUUUCGGGCACAAUAGAGGACACGAGUGGCGCCUUUACCGGGCUUGACAGUCUCAGCAAGCUAACUCUGUUUGGAAACAAGAUCAAGUCCGUGGCUAAGAGAGCCUUCUCGGGGCUGGAGGGCCUGGAGCACCUGAACCUCGGAGAGAAUGCAGUCAGAUCUGUCCAGUCUGAUGCCUUUGUGAAAAUGAAGAAUCUCAAAGAGCUCCACAUCAGCAGUGAUAGCUUCCUGUGCGACUGCCAGCUGAAGUGGCUGCCCCCGUGGUUACUGGGCCGGAUGCUGCAGCCCUUCGUGACAGCCACCUGUGCCCACCCGGAAUCCCUGAAGGGCCAGAGCAUUUUCUCUGUGCCGCCCGAGAGUUUCGUGUGUGACGACCUACCGAAGCCACAGAUCAUCACCCAGCCAGAGCCCACCAUGGCCGUGGUCGGCAAGGACAUCCGCUUCACGUGCUCGGCAGCCAGCAGCAGCAGCUCCCCGAUGACCUUUGCCUGGAAGAAGGACAACGAGGUCCUGGCCAAUGCCGACAUGGAGAACUUUGCCCACGUGCGCGCGCAGGAUGGGGUGGUGAUGGAGUACACCACCAUCCUGCACCUGCGCCGUGUCACUUUCGGGCACGAGGGCCGCUAUCAGUGUGUCAUCACCAACCACUUCGGCUCCACCUACUCACACAAGGCCAGGCUCGUAGUGAAUGUGUUGCCAUCAUUCACCAAAAUACCCCACGACAUCGCCAUCCGGACGGGCACGAUGGCCCGCCUUGAGUGUGCUGCCACCGGCCACCCCAACCCCCAGAUCGCUUGGCAGAAGGACGGAGGCACAGAUUUCCCCGCUGCUCGCGAACGACGCAUGCACGUCAUGCCCGAUGACGACGUGUUUUUCAUCACGGACGUGAAAAUAGAUGACAUGGGGGUUUACAGCUGCACCGCCCAGAACUCGGCCGGCACCGUUUCAGCCAAUGCCACUCUGACAGUCUUAGAAACCCCGUCCUUGGUGGUGCCUCUGGAAGACCGUGUGGUGUCCAUGGGAGAAACGGUGGCUCUCCAGUGCAAGGCGACCGGGAGCCCUGCGCCCCGCAUCACCUGGUUCAAGGGGAACCGCCCUCUGAGCCUCACCGAACGCCACCACUUCACCCCCGGCAACCAGCUGCUGGUGGUUCAGAACGUGGUGGUGGAGGACGCGGGCCAGUACACCUGCGAGAUGUCCAAUGCCCUGGGCACGGAGCGCGCCCACAGCCAGCUGAGCAUCUUGCCCACUCCUGGCUGCAGGAAGGAUGGGACCACCGUGGGCAUCUUCACCAUCGCUGUGGUGUGCAGUAUUGUCCUGACGUCCCUGGUCUGGGUGUGCAUCAUCUACCAGACCAGGAAGAAGAGUGAGGAAUACAGUGUCACCAACACAGAUGAAACCAUUGUGCCACCAGAUGUUCCAAGCUACCUGUCUUCUCAGGGGACUCUUUCUGACCGACAGGAAACUGUGAUCAGGACUGAGGGUGGCCAUCAGGCCAAUGGGCACAUCGAGAGCAACGGUGUCUGUCCAAGAGACACAAGCCUCUUUUCAGAGGUGGACACUCAUGGCAUGACGUGCAGGCAGCCGAAGCCCUGUGCUGGUUAUCACAAGGAGCCCUGGGCCGUGACCGAGAAAGCCCAGCGGAGACCUGGCCCACAGAAGAUGGAGCACAGCGGCCCGGUUGUGUGCGGUGACUACACCACUGACCCGGACAGCAGUUGCAAAGAACAAGCGUCCCGUCCUCCGCCUGUGCCCAGAGACCAUACACAGGCAGGUACGCUAAGCGGCCCGGAGCCCAGUCAGAGUGACCGAGAACAUUCUCUGCACCAUCUGACCGGUGGGACUGUUGACGGGUCCCGUGCCGACUGCAGGGGGUCCCUCUACCCCAGUAACCACGACAGAAUGCCAGCCUCCUUGAAGAAAAAGCCCACAGCACCUCUGGAUGGAAAAGGGGCGUCUUCUUGGACUUUAGCAAGGUUGUGUGAGUCAGACUCCGUGGACCUCCAGCCUCCCUUGACAUUAACUCCAGGCAGUCCUGAGCUCACAGAAGCCUCCUCGGGCUGUCCCGACAUCCCCGGCGAAGGCCAGCACUUGCUUCUUUACAAUGGACACCUCCCCAAAGCAUGUGACUCCAGUCCCGAGUACCCACCACUGACAGGACAGCCACCCGGGAAACGGGGCGUGCCCCUGCUCUUUGCACCGAAAAUCUAGGCUUUGUCUACCUCAGCUCUUGUGUCCGUCUCUACAGGAAAGAGGUAGGAGAGGCUGUGAGGAAGCUUGGGUUCAAGCGUCACUGAUGUGUACAUAGGUUUUAAACUUCCAUGUGGAGUAUCCGUAGUGUAAAGGACUUGCAGCCACAGCACAGAACUGCCAGAGGCUGUUGUGUACAAAACAGAAAAGUAUUUGAUACCAUUGUACAUAAGAGUUUUCAGAGAUUUCAUAUAUAUUAUAUAUCUUUUGCAGAGGCUAUUUUAAUCUUUAGUGCAUGGUUAACAAAGAAAUCAUACAAUUUUGACAAUAUUAUUUUUCCUAUCAGGUUGCUGUUUAAUUUGGGGAGGGGGGAUGGUUCUGGUGCCUUAAUGCAUGGAUGGAAUUUCUAGAAGCUAAAAACCACAUUUGCUCCCAGGAGUUUCUGGUGGGUGGGAAGGAUGGAAAGUCCUUGGAUUCGUAUUGCACUUCACAGGACAGACCCCCUAGCCUGCUUUCCCACCACAGCCGUCGUCUGCGUGGGAAUGAACUUCCUGUCAGUAUUGCUCCUGUGUGGAGGCUGUUGGAGCUCACCCCCCCCCCUGCAGAGUCCCGAGACGCCCGCGUCACGUACCUUUGCCAUAUGUGACUUUUUUCUUGUAAGUUCCUCGCCAAGCAGAAGGGGGGUGAACCCACCACAAGCGUUUGUUCCGAACUGAGCACCGCCUUUCUUCCUUCCGUGAGAAAAGCAAAUGUGGUGGUUGUAUCACCCGAUUGUCAUUUGAGGCUUUUUAAUAAGAUAGAGGCUGCUGGUGUUGGUACCUGUGGAUUUUUUCAAUAGUGCUGUUUUAGUUCUGCCAAUAUCCUUAAUACUGUGUUGACCGCGGGGGAGGAAAAGGAUCGAGUCCUUACUUUUCAGGGCUAGCUUCUCUCUACUGAGGAUCCGGGGCAUGUCUGUCCACACCCUUCCCUCCCAUAGCCGACCCGGGCUGGGACUGUACGAGGUUAGGCCCCGCACCUGGGUAUACUUGCACUUUUGAGACCCGAAGCUAACCAUCUUGUGAGUGCCAAUGUGUAGUUCAGGAAAACUGACAUUGAAACAAGGUCCUUAAGAUCUCGGAAAGCAAGUUCCUUUAGCGAAAAGGCUGAAGGCAGAGAUUGACAAAAGGGUUGUUAAAUUUCACUGUCUGACGUCAUCACUGUUGCAAAAGGUAAGCACAUUUAGAAUUGUGUUCUCAACAGUCAACUGAUUCAUGUUACUUCCACAAAAUAUGUGAAUUUGCUGCUUCUGAGAGGCAAUGUGAAAGAGGAAGUAUUACUUUUAUGUACAAAGUUAUUUAUUUAUAGAAAUUUUGGUACAAUGUACAUUGAAAAACAUGUAAAAUAUUGAAGUGUCUAACAAACGGUGUUGCAGUGUCUUUAAUAAAGGUUCAUUUAUAAACGUU